GUUAUCUGUGCUUUGCACUUUGUUGUUUGUUUUCGCAUUACAUCUAGGAUUUUCACAUUUGUAAUUUUAUGUAGUUUAAAAACCGUUGAACCAGUAAAAUUAUCAUAUACAAUAUACUUUAAAAUGGAUGUUAUCAUUCAAGUGAACAAUCAGUCUAAUGGAAGAGAUAAACUAGCUAGAUUGUUUCAGUACACAAGCAGACUAGUAUGGCAUCAAUUAGAGAGGAGAAAUGCGAACAAAUAUUCCGUGGAUCGGAUCAAGAAUUUGGAAUUAACGCUUAGUUCUUUCAGAAAAAUACUCCGUAUGGGAAGAUGUGUAGACAUAUGCUAUACAGCAUUGAACACAACACUCAUAGAGGACCCAGUAUUACGAAUCACAUUAACAACAAGCAAAUUGGCACAUGCAUUAUAUCUUUAUGCUGACCAUAUAGUCUGGCUAACAAAGAGUGGCUUCUUGAAAACAGAUUCAGAUAGUUGGAAUCGUACUGCUAAUAGAUUCUGGCUUUUUUCCAUUAUUGCCAAUUUAGCAAGAGAUUUCUAUGAAAUCUACCAUAUUUUAGAAGCAAAUAGAACAUCAUUUCUUAGACCAUCAGAAUUGUUGAAUAGUUCAAUGAGAUUUGAAUAUAAUGAAAGUAUCAAACAUUUGUUGAUACUCCUGAAUUGUCAUAAAGAUGUAUUCAUUGACACAUUGAAAAACUCUUGUGAUUUGUUCAUUCCAUUGACUGCUUUAGGGUUUACUAAAUUGAGUCCCAGUGCAGUAGGUACAUUAGGUGCAUUGUCAUCAUUAGCUGCCUUGGUGACAAUUGUAAAGCCGAUUACAAAAUUGGUUCCCGCUUGAGAUUGUUAAUUUUCUUAACUUGUUGCUGUAUUUAAUUUUUAUAAGGUGCAGGGUUUUUCGAAAUUGUGAUAUAAUUCGUAAACAUUUUUUUAUACAAGUACACUCAAUUUGCUUUAGUGAAGAUGGGACAGAAAGUGUGGUAACAACAGGAUAUUCUGUGUCAACAUUCAGUUUAAUCUGUAUUUGAUAAAAGGUUACAAAUGUUAUAUAGCUUUAUUAUUAUUACAAUUGUUAUUGUAAGUGGCAUGAUAGUAUAAUCAGAUUUUUAUAGUUAUUUUGAAAUGAAUGGUUUUUUAUUCGUGAUAAUGAAAUCAAGUAUGGUGAACCUAAAACUUUAAUUCAAGAGGUGCACUCCGAUUACAUAAUGAAUUGUGGUUUAGUUAAGUACCUACAGCCUUAUCUUCAGUGUUAGGCUACUAACAGAUGGAAAGCACGUCUACAGUUAAUGCCAGAAGUCGCGAUUGAUUUCAUGCAGUCAAGACUUCGACAAAAGCUUUUUUGUACAGGUUCGGAUCGAGUGGAGACGUGACGUGCUUAUCCUCUCCGUUAAUUCUGUAUUGUGUGUUUGUAUUUUGCUUCAUACAAAAUGUACGAGUGCUGUGUAUGUAAAAGUUCACGACAGGACGCUAUUUUACAUCAUUUUCCUCGCACUGAGAAAAGACUCAUGAAGUGGUUAAAGUAACUAAAUCGUGAUAAUCUGAAAAAGUUAUCACCAGAAGAACUUUCAAACGUUUUUGUAUGUCAAAAACACUUUGAAAAGAGGUUUAUUACGCCGAAAUUACGUCUCAUAGGCAGUGCAUAUCCAUCUUUGUUUACCGAAGACGAGAUUUCCCCUGGAAUACCAUCACAGGACAAUGCCGAAAACAUGGAUAUUGAUUUGGAGCAUAGUUACUUGCGUAAAAGACACUUUGACCACACAUACUUUCAAAGGGAACCACUAAAAGAAGUAAUUGCCUCUAGCUCCAGUGAGUCUCAGAAUGUGCCUGGCCCAUCGCAAAUUCCACCGCCUAAACAGGACUUAGGUAAUGGAAUUUUUUUGUUGGACUCAAGUUAUAAAGGAUAGUUAAGGUUUUAACGUUAAUCCUGUAAUCAUUGAACCAGUGAUGAAUGAAGCAUUUCAAGCCUCUGGCUUGGAUACAGUCAGAAUUGCUAAGGAUCCGAAACCUAUGAGAAGACGUUUAAUCACGAAAGUAAAAGAUUUGUCACCAACAUGCAAAAGUAUUUAUAAAGAAUACAAAAAGUCUAAACAGCAGGCCGAUUUUCAUCGAAGAGCUAAGAGAGCCCUUCAGUUUAAUAAGAAAAUGUCGUUCGAAAAAUUAACAAAUAAAAUCCUUAUGCAAAAAACAACAACA
Hyposmocoma kahamanoa is the source of this 2189-nucleotide messenger RNA. RefSeq names its product peroxisomal membrane protein 11B (gene Pex11ab). Gene Ontology annotation, biological process: regulation of peroxisome size; peroxisome fission. The record is from RefSeq and is a predicted model, not a curated record. Lineage: Eukaryota; Metazoa; Arthropoda; Insecta; Lepidoptera; Cosmopterigidae. Gene Ontology annotation, cellular component: peroxisomal membrane. The coding region runs from base 124 to 837 and encodes 237 amino acids. The transcript has 8 exons.